Aspergillus uvarum CBS 121591 is the source of this 1197-nucleotide messenger RNA. RefSeq lists its product as uncharacterized. The transcript has a single exon. Lineage: Eukaryota; Fungi; Ascomycota; Eurotiomycetes; Eurotiales; Aspergillaceae. Bases 1 to 1197 code for a protein of 398 amino acids. The record is from RefSeq and is a predicted model, not a curated record.
AUGCCCCGAUGGGGAAGACCACCGCGGGCACGAGUGGGGAGACAAACCAGGAGACGUGCGGCUCCGUGGGUGGAUGGGAGCUCAAGGGUUGAGGAGCUUGACAGCGAGGAGGACGAUAUAUACAGUCGCCAAGAUAUGCGCAUAUCGCAGGCAAGGCAGGCAGCGGAUCGGGAGAUCACUGGAGGAUCGAUGCGACGGAGGCGAAUGGUAGAGUUUGACGCGGUCUACGAAGACGAAAUGGCAUCUGUCGAUGAGAUGGACUACGACCUACAGGAUAGCAUGGACAGCACGGUGGCUUAUGCAGUGCAGUUAGCCAUGAAGGACAAGGAGGAGCGACUAGUAGAUCAGGCUCUCGACCGGAUACGACGCGCGCAGGUACAGGGCCAGAAGAACGUGCGUUUAUCGAAGCGGGAGCUAGAGGCGAUCGAACGCAUGCGGACCGGAUCGAGAAGCAGAACCGAGCAAGAACCCCGUGCCAGCGCGUUGGAAGGGACGUCCUUUGACAAUCGAUACUUGAAACCUCCUGAAAGUUCCAGCCAACGAGCUACAGGGGAGGCACCUCGUGGUGGUGGUCCCUAUGUGUCAUCCUCCCCCAGAAAGCACAGCGUGCCGUCUCCCCUUGCAGAAAACAACAGUGCCUAUGCCUUUUGGGCGCGCACUUCGGGUGCUUCUCUCGACCCCGAAGCCUCACCCCGAUCGCCAUCUUCUCGCUCACAAUCCAGUCAUACGCCCCCUCGAUCUCCACUUCAGCCAGCUUACUCACUGGAGCCUUUACCAUCAGUACCUCUUGUUCACAAUCCUGGAUCUAUGCGGAGACCGGCCUUCACGCGCCCUCUUCACGACGAGACCCAAUGGAGACCCUCCCAUCGGCCCCCUCAUCCUAUAAAUUCCCCGCCGUACCCGCUAGAUCCUCGACGCGAUUCGGUUGGCCAUUCAGGAAAGACAUCGAUAACUAGCUAUCGGAACAUUUUUGACGAUCGUCCUAACAGCGCACGGAGUGCGACUAUGGGGCAAGGGCGGCCGAGGAGGGUGACGGAGAAAUACCCCCGAGAGGAUGGAGGGAAUCGAAGCAGUGGAUUGGAGGACAGUAGCGAUGAAGUGCAUAUGGUAGACGUGUUGGAGCGGCGAGUGCCGCUUGGCAUGCCAACGCGGGUGCCAGUUGGGCGAGGAAGUUAUCAUCGCGGCAGUCGUCCUUGA